AUGUUCUACAUAAGACAGAUGGAAGAGAGAAUUGUGCUUGAGCCAAAGUACUUGGGAAAGAAAAUAGAGGAGACUGUAAGAAAGCGGUUGAUGUCUGAGGUAGAGGGCAAGUGCAAGGCUGACUGUGGAUACAUCAUAAGCAUAAUUUCAAUAGACAACUUAUAUACCACGGAAGUAGACAGCACUUCUGGGUCUGCUACCUUUCUAGCGGAGUACUCUGCGCUAACUCUUUUCCCAAAGAAAAAUGAAGUGGCCAAUGCAGUGGUUCACGAAAUAAACAAAAUGGGCAUCUUUUGCUUCAUAGGUCCAUUUUCUGUGUUUAUUAGUAUACACCAAUUAUCAGGGCAGUUCAUAGAGGCAGGAGCGCAUUCUAGCAUAAUACAGCAUGAUGGGGGCUCUGUUAUAGUUAAGGACAGUAUUGUUAGGCUAAGACUAAUUGGUGUUAAAAUUGAACCAACAAAGAUAUUUGGAGUAGCCACUAUAAACGAUGACUACUUAGGAAACAUCCAAUAACCAAAAAUACAGCCCAAAAUAUUUCAAAGUGCACUUUGCAUUAACUCAACCACCAAGAUUCCAUUUGUACGCGUGUAUCUAGCCGACAAUUUCAAAUUAGUGCUAUAUAUAGUGGCAUAAUAUACACUCAGUGAGAUCUGAUCUACCAGGCUCUCAGGGUUUUUAGUAUAUCAAGCGCGUAUGAACCUAUUUAUAUAAAAUAAAAGAACCCUACC
Nematocida parisii ERTm1 is the source of this 728-nucleotide messenger RNA. RefSeq lists its product as uncharacterized. Gene Ontology annotation, biological process: positive regulation of translational initiation; DNA-templated transcription; positive regulation of nuclear-transcribed mRNA poly(A) tail shortening. The coding region runs from base 1 to 513 and encodes 170 amino acids. The transcript has a single exon. NCBI's taxonomy places the organism in Eukaryota, Fungi, Microsporidia. The record is from RefSeq and is a predicted model, not a curated record. Gene Ontology annotation, cellular component: RNA polymerase II, core complex; P-body. Gene Ontology annotation, molecular function: single-stranded RNA binding; translation initiation factor binding; single-stranded DNA binding.